This is a messenger RNA of Fusarium odoratissimum NRRL 54006, 1119 nucleotides long. RefSeq lists its product as uncharacterized. The record is from RefSeq and is a predicted model, not a curated record. The transcript is spliced from 4 exons. The coding region runs from base 1 to 1119 and encodes 372 amino acids. NCBI's taxonomy places the organism in Eukaryota, Fungi, Ascomycota, Sordariomycetes, Hypocreales, Nectriaceae. Gene Ontology annotation, biological process: alcohol metabolic process. Gene Ontology annotation, molecular function: zinc ion binding; alcohol dehydrogenase (NADP+) activity.
AUGACUACCGAUUACAAGUUCGAAGGAUGGAUGGGCGAGGAUGAACGAUCAGCGGAAGGAAAUAUGGUUUGGCAAGAGUACAAGCCGAAGAAGUGGGAGGAGACUGACGUUGAUAUCCGCAUUACCCACUGUGGUAUUUGCGGCUCUGACAUUCACGUCCUCCGUUCAGGCUGGCGUCAAGCACCAUACCCCGUUGUCGUAGGCCACGAGAUCGUGGGCGUGGCCGUACGCGUUGGCAGCCAAGCUGAAGGCGGUAUCAAAGUCGGCGACAUCGUCGGUGUUGGUGCUCAAUCCGAUGCCUGUCUCAAUCGUAAGCUAGGCGAUGACAACCAACAGCGGCCCAACUGCAAUGAGUGUGCCUCUGGAGAAGAGAAUUACUGCACCCGCAUGGCCCCGACAUACGGCUCGAAGUUUCUAUCCACAGGCGAUAAGACGCAAGGCGGCUAUGCUCGUUAUCACCGGUGCCCGUCACACUUUGUCUUCCGCAUUCCCGAGGGUGUCGCUCCAGAACAUGCAGCGCCGCUUCUCUGUGGUGGCGUAACUGUCUAUUCACCUCUUAAGCAAUUCGGCGCUGGGCCUGGUAAAAAGGUCGGUAUCGUUGGUGUUGGUGGUCUUGGUCAUUUUGCUGUACUCUUUGCUCGUGCACUCGGGGCCGAUGAGGUUGUAGGUAUCUCGCGCAGGGAAAGCAAGAGACAGGAAGCUAUGGACCUUGGGUGUACAGAUUAUAUCGCCACGGCUGAUGAAGAGGGAUGGGAGACUAAGAACUCUCGCAGACUUGACCUUAUCAUCUCGACUGUCUCGUCUCCCAAGAUGCCGCUGGCCGAUUAUAUCGGUCUUUUACGACUGGACGGUACGCUCGUUCAAGUUGGGCUUCCAGAGGGGCAGCUCCCGUUCCGACCUGGCAGUCUCACUGGCGCACGUCGCAGAAUCGCUGGUUCAAGCAUUGGGUCACCUGCUGAGAUCCGAGAGAUGCUGCAGCUUGUUGCCGAUAAGAAGGUCAAGCCUUGGGUCGAGAUGCGUCCCAUGGCAGAGGCAAACCAGGCUAUCGUUGACUUCGAGGCCGGAAAGCCGCGAUUCCGGGGGACUCAUACCCGCACAACCGGCUAUAAGGCCACGUAA